Plectropomus leopardus (leopard coralgrouper) is the source of this 663-nucleotide messenger RNA. Lineage: Eukaryota; Metazoa; Chordata; Actinopteri; Perciformes; Serranidae. The record is from RefSeq and is a predicted model, not a curated record.
AGGACCGAGAGGCAGCGCUGAGGGCGCGGGCUCUGUUGGAGAAGAACGGCAUACGGACGCUGCAGGUGGACGCCGUAGAGACGGACUCUCUGUCGGUGGUGAUGAAGACGGUGAACCAGCUGAGUGCCGCAGCGCCGCACAGUCACGUGAUGCUGCUUGCUCACCAGAGGCAUUCUGGGAGGGUCCUGUGCGCCUGCCAGGUUCCGAAGGACUCGUCGUCCCUCUCGGCCGCUGAUUGGGCGUUGGCGGUGUGUCGUCACCUCGGGGGGAGCGCCGGGGGCUCUGCGCUGGUCGCCAAGGGAACAGGAAGCAGCGAUGACAUCACGGAGGCUCUGAGGUGGGCCGAGGACUUCGCUCGCCACAAAAUACAGCGAUGAUGUCAUCAGGUAUCUGCUGUACUGAGGAGCUGCUUCCUCUUUGGACAGGAAGUGUGGGGGCGGGGCACCAUGUGGGAAGUGGGAGUGCGGCCUGGUGGGUGGGCGGGGCUUCCCUUUGCUGCUUUCAGCCAAUCAGAGACCUCUAUACGAUUUUACAAUUUAACUGUAACUGUAAGCCCCACCCACUGCUGCAGUCAGGCCCUCCUGAUUGGACGACACGGUCACGUGUGACGGAUUAUUAUUUAUGACAGAUGAUUUUUGUUUUGUAAUAAAUCAGAUUCACUCA